Pseudovirgaria hyperparasitica is the source of this 4106-nucleotide messenger RNA. RefSeq lists its product as uncharacterized. The record is from RefSeq and is a predicted model, not a curated record. Gene Ontology annotation, cellular component: cytoplasm; nucleus; actin cortical patch. The transcript has 3 exons. Gene Ontology annotation, molecular function: calcium ion binding; actin binding. Gene Ontology annotation, biological process: endocytosis; endosomal transport; actin cortical patch assembly. The coding region runs from base 175 to 3789 and encodes 1204 amino acids. NCBI's taxonomy places the organism in Eukaryota, Fungi, Ascomycota, Dothideomycetes, Acrospermales, Acrospermaceae.
UGUCUGGAGAUGGAGCGAAGGAUAUCCUCAUGAGGUCCAGGCUCUCCGGAGACGACUUGUCGCAGAUAUGGUUGGAUAUGCUAUCGUUUGGUUCAUUGCACUGCUAAUCUUUGUAGGACAUUAUCUGACACAACUAAGUCUGGACAGUUACUAUUUCCCGAAUUUGCUGUCUCCAUGUACCUAUGCAACUUGAAGAUGAAUGGAAAGGCAUUACCCUCGAGCCUCCCCGAGCGCAUCAAGAACGAGGUGUCCAGCAUGGUUGAUAUAAUCUCUUUUGGGGUACCUGACGACGCUCCGCCGGCCGCUCAACCACGAUCUAAUGCGCCUCGAUUCGAUGAGCCUCGUACAAAUACUGCAACGCCCCCUACUAUCCAACAACCUCAACCACAGACCUCAAACAGCCAACUCCUAUCGACGCUAGUAACUCAACCGACAGGCAUGGUGCCACAAAUGACGGGCUACCCGGGUCAACAAAGCGGUUUCGGGGGACACCAGCAAAGUGGGAUUCGAUCACAGGCCACCGGGUUCUUGGGAGGUAUGCCACAAGCGACUGGCUACGACGGCCCACGUCCACCGAUGCCUCCGAUGCCAACAGGUUUUGGAGGCUCUGGUCUUGCUCCCCAGCAAACGGGGUUCAUGACAGCUCCGCUAAAUGCACAGCCAACUGGUAUGCCUGGUCAGUGGGGUCUUGUCAACGCACCAGCAUCUGGUCUUCCGAACAUUGAUAAUCUGCGCCAACAAAUGAUGCCUCAGGCUGGGCGAGAAGGAGGAUUCUCGAGUGCGGGUCUUUCCGGAAAUGCGACUGUGCCAUGGGCUGUUACGAAAGACGAGAAAAAGAUAUACGACGACUUGUUUAAGGCCUGGGAUGGUUUCGGUAAAGGUUUCAUCAGCGGCGAGCAAGCGCUUGAGAUCUUUGGGCAAAGUGGUCUUCAAAAGCCAGAUCUUGAAAAGAUCUGGACCUUGGCCGAUUCAAACGACCGUGGUCGACUGAAUCUAGAUGAAUUUGCUGUUGCCAUGCACUUGAUUUACAGGAAGCUCAACGGUUAUCCAGUGCCAAAUCGUCUUCCCCCGGAACUCGUACCGCCAUCCACCAAAAAUAUUAAUGAUUCAAUCGGUGCCAUGAAAGGCUUGAUAUCACGCGAUGCUGAAGAACGCAAGAACACAGGUGCAUUCUUACAGCCUCAGAGGACCGGUGUUAGCUAUUUGAAAACGCAUUCUUUCCGUGGUAGCAGUCCAGCUCAAGGUGGUCGCAAGGACGCUACUGUCUUCCGUAACAACGAUGAAAUGCCGAGCUAUCAGUCGAGUGCUCGCCGACGUCUUGGUGCAGGAGGACGGUCACCUUCUCCGGCUACACCUUCUUCGCCUGGGUCCGACAGGUCCGUAGAAGAAAUGUCGAUUGAUCAAUUGCGCAAGACUAUUCGUGAGAAGCAGAUAUUACUCGACGCUAUGGAUAUCGAGGACGAAGACCGUGCAGAUGCAGACGAGGCGCUCGAUCGAAAGGACAAGCGCGAAGCUGACGAUCUCUACCGUCGGAUUCGACGAAUCCAAGAGGACAUUGACAGCCAUCCAAAUGCUACUAUGCGAUCUGGCGACUCCGAUGCCGAACGACGUACACUCAAGCGGCAACUACAAGGCUUGACCGACAAGCUUCCUGAGCUUGCUUCGAACGUCAGGCGCACUGAACGGGCUAUCGCUGAAGCGAAGCUCGAACUGUUCCGACUCAAAGAUGCAAAAGCCAAUCCAAGCUCUGCAUCAAAAAUCAUCGGAACAGGUCCUGGAGGUGCAGUCACGGAGUCAGAUCGUCUCAAGGCUCGUGCCAAAGCUAUGAUGCAAGCCCGGUCUGCUGCUCUGACAGGAAAGCCAGCACCAGAGGAUGAUUCUGAUGCAGCUGGCCGUCGCCUUGAGCAAGAAAACUCUCGCAUUCGUACGGAACGCGAAAACAAUGAACGCAUGAUCCGUGACGUUGAGGAGAGCGUUGGAACUUACAGCCAAGGCCUGGAAGACAGUCUAAAGGAGGGAGGCCAUGAUGCUAGCAGCGAACAUGAGCGUCGCCGUUGGCAUGACGGACUCGGCGUUGAAGAUGAGGUUCGUGAUUUCAUUUACGACCUUCAACGAUCAGCCCGGUCGGCCAGAGUCCGCAAGGAAGAUACACGAGAACCUCGUGGUCGGUACGAAGGUUCGCGCGUUGAUGAUCGGACGACUAGAGCUCCUGAAACUUCUCGAACUCGUGAGGUCGAGUCACCACAACCUUCUGCCUCGCCUGCGCCAUCCGGUGGCUCAUCUUACUCAUCAUACAAGACUGCCGAAGAGCGUGCUGCCUUCAUCAAACAACAAGCAGAACAGCGCAUGGCUGAACGUCUUGCUGCCCUCGGGCUACGCGCGCCAAGCAAACCAGGUGAGACAGCUCAGCAGCGAGCUGAGCGAGAAAAGAAAGAGCGCGAAGACAAGAUCCGUCAAGCUGAAGAAGAAGAUGCCAAGCGCGAGCAGGAGAGGCAGCGAAGGCUUGAAGAUGAGUCAAUUGCUCCACCGUCAGCCUCAAAAUCAUCUGCAAAGAAACCCCCGCCACCACCUUCAAGAAAGAACAAGGCCGAUGUCGCCCAGCAUGACGCAAAGCCAGCUGAAGCCGAGCAGAAGCGUGCCGAGCAGGUAGCAGCCGAGCAAGCCUUAAGGGAUCAACAAGAUGCUCAAGAAAAGGAAAGAAUCGAGCUAGAGGAUGAGGAAAAACGCCAAGAAGCAGAGUUGACACAGGAACGUGAAGCAGCACAGGCAAGACUGCGAGCUUUGGAAGAACAGGUCAAGCAAGGUAAGAUCAAGAAAGAAGAGGAGAAACGGAGAAAGCAAGCCGCUUCGCGUGACGCAAAGGAGAAAGAGUCUCGUCUUGCAGCGCAACGCGCUGAAUUGGAGGCUGCACGAGAAAGAGAGCGACAACUUCAAUUGCAACUUGAAAGUAUAGGUGAUGAGGAUUCCUCUGACGAUGAAGGACCACAAGCCAUCACUCCUCAGGACUCUACGCCGACUGCAAGUCAAGAACUACCAAGAGACGUCCCUGUUGCUCCACCAAUGCCUCCGGUGCCCAGUGCCAGCACGCCAUCCUCAACUGUCACUAGUCCUCCGGUGUCGAUCAUUGCUAGCCCACCGCCUGGAGUCAAAGCCGACACUGAGACAAAGAAUCCUUUUCUCAAAAAGAUGGCGAACGAUGCCAACACUGCGCAGGCUACUCCAGCGGCAGUACCAGAGGUGUCAACCAAUCCGUUCUUUAGGCUGACACAGGAGAACGCUGCGAAAGCUGCUGAGGCUCCCGUGCAUACCGGUCCUCCGGCUCGUAUGACUCGUGGUCGACAAGACGAUGACGACUGGUCCGCCGCUGACUCUGGGGACGACUCAUCUGAUGACGAUGAUGAUGACCGUCCGACGGGAGGUUCUGCCAAACAGCUUGCUUCUAUCUUGUUCGGGACAAUGGGACCGCCGCGACCACUAUCUGCCAUGGACGACAAGAGCUCACGUACUGACAGCCCAUCUGUCUCUUCCCCAAUCGCUCCACCUCCAGCGCCUCCAAUGCCAUCCGGUGCGGCUCCACCUCCUGCACCUCCACCUCCCCCUCCGAUGCCAGGUGCGAGUGGUCCGCCUGGGCCUCCUCCCCCACCGCCAAUGCCGACUGGAGGGGCUCGACCCGCCAUUGGUGCACAAGACCGUGGCGCUCUUCUCGGACAGAUCCAAGCUGGAAAGGGUUUACGCAAAGUUGAAACAAAGGAUCGCAGUACUGCUUCCACUGCUGGCCGAGUGCUAUAGAUCUUUUGCAAUGCUACCACAACUACACAUUGUAUGGAUAUUUAAAUCGUUUUGUCCGGUCAGAAACCAGUGUGGUCAUGUCACGUCGCUCUCUCGUAAUUCCCCCUUUUCCGUGUCUACGAGAAGAGUGUAUACGAGGGUUUCAUGUCCAUGACGACUCAUGGGUUUAUUAGCUCUAGACAAACUUCCUAGUCAAGUGUGUUCUACACAAACAUACAAGAGACUGUUAACACGCGUGAGUAUCAUCUCUGACAUCUCUUUCGUUUGCGUCACCGCCAUCGUUGUCAUCACCGUCGAAAGCGUAGCAGUGUGAGGGC